GUGGGCGGGGCUAACCAUCAGCCUGACGUCACUACCUGCGGCUGUAACCCCGGAUGCAGAUCUUCCAGUGCUGUUGUGGGUUUCCGGACGCAGAGUGUCAGCGUUGGGCCGCUCACACGGAAUAUGCAGUGAGGAAACCCCGGCGGUAAAUGAGAUCACAACAGUCAACUCUAUGGUAAUGAAGGCUGGACCCAAAACAAAACGGGCACAGAAUUUAUGAAGAAAGGGAUGGUCUUCUAAUGCAGAGCAAUGGAUGAUGAGGAGAAUCAGGAUCAACUAAUAAACAGGAACACUUCACAGGGGAAAGGCAGACGGCAAGGGCUCUUCCUCACAAGUGAUGACGAGAAUGUUGGGGAAUCAGAUGAAUCAGGGGAUGAAGAGGAGGAGGAUUUGGACGAAGAAGAUGGUGAGGAGGAAGAUGGAUCUGAUUCGGAAGAAGAGGAGGAGGAUGAUGAUGAAGAUGAGGAAGACCUACCUUUGGGAAGCACAUAUCCCACUCAGUCCUCAGCUGAUCUGAAUGAGGCUCAAAGCUCAGAUGAGGAGAGAGAAAACUGUCCCAUCUGUCUGAAUGGUUUCAGAGACCAGGUUGUCGGAACCCCAGAAAACUGCAAUCAUUACUUCUGCCUGGACUGCAUUGUCGAAUGGUCAAAGAAUGCCAAUUCAUGCCCAGUGGACAGAAUCACCUUCUCCUGCAUUCACAUCCGUGCACACUAUGGUGGCGAGAUCAUAAAACAGGUUCCUGUGCAAAACAAAGCAGUGGAGACUGUGGUGAUAGAGGACGAUACUACAAACUGUGAGGUCUGUGGGCGCAGUGACCGCGAGGACCGUCUGCUACUCUGUGAUGGCUGCGAUGCUGGAUACCACAUGGAAUGUCUGACGCCUGCCCUGAACGCUAUUCCUGUGGAUGAAUGGUUCUGUCCAGAAUGUGCUGCUGCUAAUCGGCAGGAAGAUGAUCAAGUGAGUGAGGAAGAAGUGGCAGGCCUGUUGGCCGACGUGGUUCCCACAACAAGCCGACUGAGGACCAAUGUGGUGAGGACUCGUGCCAUUGCUCGCACUAGACAAAGUGAGAGAGUGAGGGCCAAUGUGAACCGGAUCCGCACCACAGCGCGCAAUAUCCAGAUUAGGAAUGUUCCCAGGUACUUGAUGUCAACUCUUCUCGAUGAAACCAUUGAAGCAGUUGUGGCUGGACUCAACACUGCUGUCUACCAACGUAAUCUGACUCCUCGCCUGGUCACUACCAGAAGGAAAAAGAAAGCUGGAAAGGCAACUAAAGGAACCCGUGGGGUAGGAAAACGGCGCAGGCGAAGAUUUAAGAGACGAAAAGGACGGAAACAACAAAAAUUUAGAAAAUCUCCGACUUCUCAUAGUCGCAUCGCUAAGUCACUUGGUCUGUGCAAACCAGCCCGGGGGUCUUCAUUACCUUGUGUGCAAAGGGCACCUGAUCAGACAUUAGGAUCCAUGAGACAGGACAUUGGAGCUGCCACGCUGUCUGUGUUUGGAAAUGCAUACGAUCUAGAUCCCUUUGACAGUAACGAGGACCAGGUCGGUAAUCCCAUGUCUCCACUCACUGCAAAGCGCAGGGUUUUAUCUCGUUCCGCAUUGAGAUCCCAUCAGCCUGUCGCUAGGCCUCUCUCUGUCUCUCUGUCACGAGGCGGAGCGGCUCCUUCAGCCAUGGACUCUGUGGCAGAGCCUGUGCCGGAUCUCCUGGGAAGCAUACUGUCUGGACAGAGCAUGCUAAUGAUGAAGAGCACGGACAUCGUUAUUAGUAGGGAUGGAUCUUUAACAGCAAAAAAAUCCGGUGAAGCAAGCUCACAGACAUCCACUUCUGGAGAAGAGGUAACACCAUCUACUAUCAUCACCCCAAGCCCGUCUCACUCAGGAUCCCCAACAACAACCUCCUCAAGGAACACCUGCAAACCCAUUGAACAUCAAUCACAGCCUAGUUUUCCUUUGUCUGGUCUAUAUUCUCUGUCCCCUUUGCCUUCACCACCUCCAUCAUCAUCAUCCUCUUCUAGAGGAAUAGAUAGGUUAUCUGUGCCCAACUCCUUGACAUCUCCUAUGUCUGCAUUCAGACUGAAGAACGCUUUUACUCCAAGGGUUGUCCAAGUGCAGUCCUCUGCUAGCCGCUUAGCUUCAAAGUUUGCAGAGCCACCGCGUUUCAAUGGGACUUUUCACAAGCAAGAGUCUCCAAGUUCGGGUGAUCACUCACCUCCCAAGAAACAGGAUCUCAAGCAUCCAAGUAUUUCACCCUCAAAAAGACUUGAAAUUUCUGAAUUUCCCCGGAUACCAAAGAUAAAGAAGGAGACAGACAGUCCUAAUAGUGAAACCAGUAAGCGCGUGGAGUCCUCAACCAGCAGCAGUGGAAACGCCAGCCCUCCGAGACCAAGUGUGAAUCAGCUAACUGGGCGAGGGGAGAGCAAGCAGUUAGGAAGGUUUGCUACAACAGAAAAAAACACACGCCAGGAGCCUCAAGCACAUUCAAGACACACUGGUGGUAUUUCCUCUAGUCAUUCAACCUUAAGCAGUAGCAAAACACCUCUUCAUUCUAACAGUUCAAGGAAUGUGGGUUCCUCUGAUUCUGGGGGAGGUGGACUUCGGAUUACAAUCAGUGGGGGUGCUAGCAGUUCUUGUAGACUAUUUAGUCCUAGCGCAAAGGACCCCUUUCGUACAUCAGAGGAUAAGACCCAGCAAAAAGCUACUCUUUAUUCCACAACCAUCAAGAGAGAAAAGACCGUUAAAAAUGAAAUUUAUGAUCCUUUUGAGCCAACUGGCACAGAUUCAGGCUCUUGCAGUAGCAGUCCAGACCGACCUGCUACACCACCUUUGCCCACCCCAUCCACAGAGACAGCUAGUCCAACUCAGUCCAGUGGCGUGAAAGUGGGAGCAUUUCGCAGCUUUAAAUUCACUACUCACUCCAGUAAGGUUGGUUUGUGUAAACUGGGACCUGCUUUUUCUGGAUUGUCACCUAGCAACAAAGAACCUGAUGAGACUAAAAGUCCAGUGAGUGUAAGCCCUGUGCUGCCCACUUUUAUUAAGCUGGAGAAGGAGAUCAAACAGGAAGUAAUCAAGGAUGAGACUAUUGACCUUGCAGAUUUUAGAACAUCAUGUCCAUUGUCUGGGUUAAAAAUUACCUCUGAUCUGAAGUCAGGAGGCACCCGUGGCUUCCAUUUUGAUAUAAAUGAUCAACCCACAAUUUCUAUUAAAACUGAGCCAGACAUUCCCCCAAAUAGAACUUUCCAUCAGAGUACCUCAAGUAACAGAGUUGUUUGGGAGUCAGAAAACCUCCCUGAAACCCCUUCUUUGUCUACUAGCCAUAGUAUUGAACCACAGAAAAAGAAGACCACAGUUGAGGCAGAUUUAAAGAUGUACUCAAGGUCUAGAUCUAGAACACAUUCCCGUGAUCGAGAAUCAAGAUCUGCUUCUUGGUCUGUGGAGGAUAGAGAAAGGGAAAAAAAAUACAAGACCAAGUCACAUAAAGGAAAGAGAGCCCAUAGUGACAGGUCAAGCUCUGGUAGCUGUGAACGGUCCAAGAAAAAGCGUUUGAAAGAGAAGAAGAAAGAGAAAAAGAGAAAGCGCUCCGAGUCCAGGGAAAGAAAGAGGUCCAGAUCAAGCAGUCAUAGCAGCUCUUCCCCCAGGACAUACAACAGUAAAAAAAAGAAGAAAAAGAAAAGAGAAUCAAGAGUUGAAUCCAUGGGUCGAUCCAUUAGCCCUGAAAAAGAGAAAAAGCGAAAGCACAAGAGUGAAAAAAGUUACUCCAGCAAAGAAGGAAAUUUUAGGGCAAAAGAAAAAAAGAAACCCAAAGACGAGAGAGGGAAACAAAGAUCAAAGUCGCCACAAAUGAUCAAGGAUCACAAAGCCCACAAGUCAAAGGAAAAAACGCCUAAUUUUAGAGACCAGGAAAUAACUAGACACAUUGUGUUGUCCCCAAACAAUAAUGAUACAACAAUAACAUGUACAGUUAGCUUUAAAACGGAAUGUCCCCCGGUCACACAAGAGGCAAAGUCUACACUUAUCCAGCCGACAGAGGAAGUACAAGACAGAGAAACAUUUAUUCACUUGGAAAGAGAAGUAUCAAUUAAAGAGGAAAAAGAUGUUGAAUUAUCCGAUCAUGAUGAGGGAAUAAAGAUGGAAAUAAAAAGCCCACCAUGGUCACCAUCUCUUUUGGAUUCCUUACUAACAGAGGACGAGAGUGAGGAUGUCCAUGAACCACCAUCACCAAAGGAAAGUUCAUCUUUAAAUGACGUGCCUGCUGUAUCUCUGGUUAGUCCUCAAACUUCUCCAAUGUCUACUGUCACAGAACCUCCUAGUCCAAAAUCUCAUAGUCCACAGUCUGGCACUCCUGAAGAAGAUCCCCAGCCAGUUGCUCUUCUGCCUGUCAAGAAGGAAGCUGAUGAUCUUCAGUGGUCGCCAUCCCAUUUAGAUGACCUUCUGCUAAAUGACCUUUCAGAUGAUGUGUGCUCGGUGGAAGCUGACAGCCCAGAUGAUGUGGAUCUUGAGGAGGCUAUAUUGAUGAAGAGUGAAGAUAAUUAUAUGGAACCAGCUGUAAUUACCUUCUCUAAAACGACAGCCAUACCGUUUCUCCAAGAUGAUGAGAAUUCGGGUGAUGAAGCAGGAAAUCACAUUGCUGAAAAGGCCUCCUCCAAAACCAGUGACACCAUAGCGGAAGUUGACAAAUGUGAUGUCCUUAAAGAAACUACAACUACUUCCUUAUCCAAAUCAAAACCUCAGAUAAAGAGAGUCACUUGGAAUCUUCAUGAAGAGUCUGAGAAGGACACCCCAGAAGAAUCUGUCUCUUCACCCUUCUACAAUGAUCAGCAGGAUGAGAACUGGCCUGCCUCACCCAAAUCUACAGAUAAUCAAGCAACCAGUUGUGAACCUGAUCCAUCAAUUGAGACUCCCAGUCCACUUUCCUGGAAUCCUCCUGACACUUGCUUGCAGGAUUCUGUACUACAGUCAGUAAAUCCGAGUUCAUGGAAAGCUGGAGAACAAAACUCGGUCCUUGUUGUGGAUACAUCUAAUAAGCUUGUAGCCCCUGCUGGGGACAGACCGUUGAGUGAGGGCAGUCAGGUUCCUUGGAAGGCAACGGAUACAGUUCUAAAGGUGUUCCCACAGACCCUGCCUCCGUUACCGCUCCCUCCCAUCUUUCCUCCCUAUGCCCCUGUGAGUGAGCCCACCGUGCCCUGUGUAGUUCAAACCAGCAGAACAAUACUUAGUCAGACACCAAAAUUUGGCAGCCUUGCUACAACUAACGAACCUAAGAUUCAAGCAGCAAGCACAGGUAAAGGUAAAGGAAAAUCAAAAGCUAUAAAAGAAGAGAAGGCUAAGAAUGAAGAGUACAUGAAGAAACUUCACAUGCAGGAACGAGCGGUGGAAGAGGUCAAGCUGGCGAUAAAACCGUUUUACCAGAAGAGGGAAAUCACAAAGGAUGAAUACAAAGAGAUCCUGCGUAAAGCUGUGCAGAAGAUCUGCCACAGCAAGAGUGGUGAAAUCAAUCCAGUUAAAGUGGUAAACCUGGUCAAAGGGUAUGUGGAUAGGUACAGACACAUAAGAAAUAAACAAAAAAAAUUUGGAGCAUUUGAUGAUCAUGACUUGGGGCGCGAGUCGCCAAUAUGAAGCAUGUUCAGAUCUAGCAGCGUAUUGACUGGGACAGCCUACAGUGGAGUCAUCUGCUCACGUUACAUGCUGGAGUGGAAUCAUUGCAUAAUAAGAAGACUAUUUCAAGACCCAACAUUUUUGUUUUUGUUUUUACUGAUCAGUUUAUCUUGGGUUUUUGUUUGACCAUUUUGAACCAUUUUGCCAUAUACUGAACACCACUCUGCCAGAAUUUAUCGCUGAGGUCCUCACUGGGCAAAGGCAUGGAGGAAGUUCUGGAAAGAUGGGCAGGAUAACAACUUUUGUCAUUAAAACUGGAUUAUUGUGAACGCUGUUGUCCUAUCCCUUUGUAGUCUCAGUGUUACUAAAGUAUACACAGAAAAAUGUGUCACAAAUAUUUUUUUGUUGGCUGUGGGUACACUUUUCAUUGGCGUGGAACUGAGAAAAGGGACACGGCGUUUCGUUUUCAGAGCGAUUGAAGAAAAUGUUCUGGAAUUAAGAUUUGUCCUUUGACAAGAGAAAUAUGUAUAAAGGACAAUUUAUAAAACUAAUUUUAAUUGUU
Molecule: messenger RNA, 6154 nt
Organism: Pseudophryne corroboree (corroboree frog)
Lineage: Eukaryota; Metazoa; Chordata; Amphibia; Anura; Myobatrachidae
Gene: PHRF1
Product: PHD and ring finger domains 1
Exons: 21
Coding region: 250-5613 (1787 amino acids)
Source: RefSeq, a predicted model, not a curated record